This is a messenger RNA of Dufourea novaeangliae, 670 nucleotides long. RefSeq lists its product as uncharacterized. Gene Ontology annotation, cellular component: mitochondrial inner membrane. Lineage: Eukaryota; Metazoa; Arthropoda; Insecta; Hymenoptera; Halictidae. The transcript has 3 exons. Gene Ontology annotation, biological process: mitochondrial respiratory chain complex I assembly; mitochondrial respiratory chain complex IV assembly. Bases 96 to 476 code for a protein of 126 amino acids. The record is from RefSeq and is a predicted model, not a curated record.
GGUACAACAAGGUAACAAGGUUAUUCGAAAAGCAUGUAAAAGUGAAGAAAAUAAUUGAUUCGUGGAUUAUAUUAAAGAUUGACUUAUAGGUAAAGAUGCCUUCACUUCAAACAUUAGUUGGAAUAGCUGGUUUCGGAGGUAUUAUUAUUGGAUGUAGUGGUUAUGUUUUCGGGUAUAAAUAUCAAGAACGACUACGGAAGACAGUAACUUAUCAGAGAAUCUUAGAAAUUCUUCUUAACCACGAGAAGACUGUGAAACAUUUAGGAGAACCAAUAAAAGAAGGACGCAUAAAAUUUCUUCCAAAGAAUGGCAACAUUAGAAAGUUUACAGUUCCUCUGACAGGAUCAAAUACAAAAGGAAUAUUAGAUUGUGAAGUUGAGCUUACAGAAUCAGACUUGAAGCCAGAGAUAUCAAAGCUAGAAAUUAAGUUUGCCAAUAUUCCCAACAAAAUUUUUGUGGUUUAUAAUAAUCAGUAGACAAACUAAUGAAAUACAUUGUUGCAUUUUGUUUCUCUGUUAUAUUUCUGUGGUAUUGCUUAAAAGUGUACAAGAGUCUGCUAGUGUACAAGCUGCAGAGGAGAGAAAAUGUGGCAUAUCAGUAAUUCCCUUUGGAACCUUAAGACCUCUUCUUGUGUAACCAAAACCAGCUUGUAUAAUAUGUAUGGCAGCUU